GUCGGACGCCGCCGCUAUUCUUGGCCGCCUGUCUCGCCUCUCCGGCAAUUCGCCGUUUCGGUCCCAGCCCUCGUCAUCGCCCUCGUCAUCGCCCGGCGUCUCUCUCCCUCAUCAAGAUCACCCGGCCGCCGCUUGCUGACGACAGCCCGUCCUCUGGCUCCCAUCUGGCUCCCCCUCCUUGGCCCAGAUCAUUUGUAUCCGUGCGUUUGCGCAUCUCGCUCCUAGCCGCAUCCGCCUUCUCGGCCAGCCGCCGUCGCUCCACAUCGCCCGUCCAAGCACCCCGAAAACUCCCCGAUGGAAUUCGAUCGAACUAUCGAGCGCCCUUCGACGCUCUCGCCGCGAACCCAAAGCGAGGCUCCCCGCAGAAAAGAAUGGAUCCCCAAACAUCCCAUCGCCAAGCUCGCUAUGGUCUGGACCAUCGCACAGCUGCUACUUGUCGCCAUCUUUGAGGGCAUUGUCAUCUCGAUCCACAACACCGAAAUCGCCCAGCAGCAGGCCGUUCUGCUGCCCACCACCGCCGGAUCCGACGCCGACAUUGUCAUGCGAAACUCGUACGCCAUCCGUGUCUAUGAGGCUCUCCUGAUUGCCUCGCAAGUCUUCCAGCUUCUGCUAGCUUUGGAUGCGGUCUGGCACGCCUCGUUUACCCAGCUUGCCUCUGCAGCUGCAUUCAGCUUUGGCACGAUGGGCUACUCGGCCAUCGCAUAUUAUCAAGGCGCGACCCUGACGAAACAGUACGACGAUAUCACCACCCUUUUCGCCAACAGCGGCGUUGCGCUGCAUCAAACCCACAUCUGGGAUAUUGUGGUCCUUGUGACCUUUGUCCUCUUCUGUACCGGCUGGGUCUUUAUUUGCAUCAAGCUCUAUCGCGUCUUUGGAUGGAGUGUGUUCAAGCAGCUCGGCGCCGAUAUCCAAGUUCGAGAGCGCCUGAAGCUCUACCACGUCUACAUGGUGCUGCUCAAGGUCGAUGUGUUCUUCUUUAUCGGUUUCUCGGCUCAGUUUAUCGCCCUUGUGCUUUCCAAUACCGGCAACCCCAUGGACUCGGUCAUUCACGGCUGCGUUGCCUUCCCUCUGACCAUUGGACUCCUGCUCGUUGCCUUCUACGCGGUAACGCUUGAAUCCUUCUGGCUGAUGAUGCUCACCCUCCUGGGACUGUCGGGCGGCAUCGGAUACAUCGUCUCCAAGCUCUAUGACGCCGCCACCAACGUCGAAAAGUACAUUGGUUCGCGCAACUCGCUGAUUUUCUUUGAAACGAUCACGUUGCUUCUGUGUAUCACUACAUUUGUGAUUGCCUUCCUCAACUACCGCAACUUUGGCAAGGGUCUGAAGGAGCAGCUCCGUGGCCGUGGUCAGAACGGCCGAGCCGUCGAAGCGUCCUACCGAAUGGAGGAUGCCCACGGACGUUACUAAGUCGAGCCCUGUCGAGUAGAACGCUGGCCUCGCUCUAUCCCCCCCCUCAUCCAUCAGUCUUUUUCUUGAUAUGGGUCUUAUUUUGCAAUCAAAGUGUCGAUUCAGCUUCAGUACAUUCGUUUUUCCACCACCCCACUCAAACGACAGCACAUCCCCCUUUCUCUCUUUCUUUUUCUUUUUUUGGCCCACUUUGAGAUGUAGUUUUAAGCAUCGGCGACAUGUUUUUCAUCAGAGUUUUUCUUCUAGACUCGUCCAUCACCACCAACUUUCCCCUCAGAUUCCGUACAUUCUAGUCCCUGAGCCAGACGUGCGCCAAGCGCCACGCGUAUGUCUUUUGCUUUGACCCUCGAGGUCGCCCCAACCCUUCUGGGACAUCGAUGCUAUUGUAGUUUUACAGCGCUCCCACUUUGAAACGGGACACCCUGUUUUGAGCCAGGACUGUUGGUUGUUUUUUCCGGUACCUGAAUACACCCCACCCGCUCAUCACAGCC
Messenger RNA from Polychytrium aggregatum, 1898 nucleotides. RefSeq lists its product as uncharacterized. The transcript has 6 exons. Gene Ontology annotation, cellular component: Golgi apparatus. The record is from RefSeq and is a predicted model, not a curated record. NCBI's taxonomy places the organism in Eukaryota, Fungi, Chytridiomycota, Chytridiomycetes, Polychytriales. Bases 295 to 1407 code for a protein of 370 amino acids.